AUGUUCGAUUUAGCGAUUGGUAUUGUUGUUGGUACAGCUUUUUCAAAUGUCGUUAAAUCACUUGUUGAUGAUAUCAUUACUCCUCCAUUUGGUCUACUUAUAGGUGGUGUAGAUUUUGCUAAUUUAGUAGCUGAAAUUCCGAAUUUUGUUUAUCCAAAUCAACCACCGGUUGCUAUACGUUAUGGAAAAUUUAUUCAACAAAUUAUUUAUUUAUUUAUUGUAGCAUUGAUAUUAUUUUUAAUUGUAAAAUUAAUUAACAAAUUACAUAAAAUAGCAGCCAAAAAAAAAGUGGGUGUUGAAUAUGCUGUUGCAAAAGAAUUAAGUGAUGAAGUCAAAGUUUUACAUCAAAUUCGUGAUUUAUUAGCUCAUAAAAUAAUAUCUUUUCAUCCACAUAAAAAAGAACAUUGA
This is a messenger RNA of Rotaria sordida, 408 nucleotides long. The record is from the annotation of a GenBank genome assembly. Lineage: Eukaryota; Metazoa; Rotifera; Eurotatoria; Philodinida; Philodinidae.